UUCAUUUCGAAAGCACGUUUAAUAGUUAGAGGACAUUGACGAGGUCUGACUAGAUUAUUUCCCUUUAACAGAAUCCAGAAAAGUCGGUGAAACAGCCCAUCAAUCGUCUAUCAACUCAAGCUGUCACAUGGAGUCCAAUAUGAGUGUUCUUGACGUACGAUCCGGAUGUCAAGGUGGACGUGCAUAGCUUCAUACAGCUCCCAUCUCUGAAGAAAAGGUGUAAAAGUUUGCUAUACCAACAACCAAUAGCAUAACCUUCUUAAGAACUACGGGGCAUCUCAUUGAUCCAAAUACUGGAACAGUUCACAGAUCCUUAAGUAUACUAAGCCACCAUUGGACAGGGAAAGUCACACUGAAGGGUUCAAAUGGCUCUGCUAGCCAAUCAGCUCAUGGAUUCAGCCAGGCUCCUGAGUGUCAUGAAUGGGAGGGCGGACCCCCUCCCACACUUCCUGAGGGUCCAGAACCAGGGUCACAUGACCCAGAUCAACACAACCCAGGAAGACACACGCAAAAACAGGAAGUACCCGUGCCCACUGUGUGGCAAGCGCUUCCGCUUCAACAGCAUCCUGUCGCUGCACAUGCGCACGCACACGGGCGAGAAGCCCUUCAAGUGCCCUUACUGUGACCACCGGGCGGCCCAGAAGGGCAACCUUAAGAUUCACCUGCGAACCCACAAGCAGGGGAACCUGGGCAAAGGCUGCGGCCGGGUCAGAGAGGAGAACAGGCUCCUCCACGAGUUGGAGGAGAGGGCCAUCCUGAGGGACAGACACGUCAGGUGUGGUCUUCCACAGCCACCGGUCGUCCAGCUCCCACAGCCCCAAGCUGCCUCUGACACCGUCCAGCUUCCCCUGGCCUUCACAGCCCCCGGCCCUGGGGGGACCGCGUCACCGUCAUCCACCUCCGGCAGGAUGACCGCAACAGGGCGUGGUGAUCACACGCAGGCCCCGCCUUCGGCCGGCUUCCGCUGCUCCUUUUGCAAGGGCAAGUUUAGGAAGAAGCAAGAGCUGGAGCGCCACAUCCGCAUCCUCCACAAGCCCUACAAGUGCACCCUGUGCGAGUUUGCCGCGUCCCAGGAGGAGGAGCUCAUCAGCCACGUGGAGACGGCCCACAUCGCCUCUGAGUCGCCCCAGAGUCAGAGGCCCACCCUGGUGGGCGGCGGCCGGGGCGUGAAGCCCCCUAAUGGGGAGUUCCCCUGCGAGGUGUGCGGUCAGACCUUCAGCCAGGCCUGGUUCCUCAAGGGACACAUGCGCAAGCACAAGGACUCGUUCGAGCACUGCUGCCAGAUCUGCAGUCGGCGCUUCAAAGAACCCUGGUUCCUCAAGAACCACAUGAAGGUCCACCUCAACAAGCUCGCUGCCAAGACCAAGCAGCUGAGACCUAACUCCAAUCCGGCUGAUCCUGAUAUGUCUUUAGGCAUGGCUGGCGUAGCCCCGGAUUCCCACCACCUCUAUUCCCAGUAUGUCUCAAGCCUCCACAGUCCGUUUCUCUCUGGAGAGAGAGCGGGCCACUCAGAGUUCCAGAAGAUCCUUGCCACGGCAGACAUUGGGAUGAAGGUGAAGGAGAUGCUGGGUAGGAUGCUCGCUCCAAGAAACAAUUCAUUGAUGGAGGGGGAGAAUGAUCACCCGUUGUCGGGCUUGAAUCAUCCACUGCCUCCCCUGAGCUCCAGCAGCAUGGAGUAUCAUCUACAGGCGUCUGCCAACGAGAGAGACAACCUCAGCAGUUACUUAGGCUGGCAGGUCAUGGCACCGGGGCUGACUAGAGGUCAGGUAGACCUACACACUGCUGAAGGACAGCAGUGGGCCUACCUGGCUGAGCGGAGGGUGUCAUUAGAUAAGCAACGAGCAUCCGCGAAUGACCCAGAGAUCAAAGCUGUUAGUAGGCCCGGUAGCCCAGAACCGAGCCAUGUGUUGAACGGGAGCUGCACAAGACCUCAGACUGCCAGUACCCAGGAUGACAACAGCAUUCCCUCGUCCCCAGUCCUAGGCGAGGAAAAGCCCUACAGUGACCACAUCAGCGCACCGUCAGCCUCUCUUACUUAUCAUCUGAAUGGCUACCAACACCCCCAGUGGAAUCAGGACACCAGGGACAUCAGAAACUCUUUGUCCUCACAGACGGCGAGCCCCAAAGCCUGGAGCCCUGCCAUGGGCCUCUACAGUGGGCCGGAGGACCCCGGUGAGGGCGGGGGAAACCAGGCCACUCUGGACAUGGACAGGCUAGCGCCCAGCCUGCCCAAUCCAUCCAGUCUCCACCGGGCUUAUGGACCUCCGGCUGGGAGGGAGGACCAUGUGGACCCGCCGGGUCUUCACCGGUCCAUACAGUCCUUCAUCAAUGGCCUGACGACCAGCGUGCUGAAAGGAGGCCGGAAGAGGAGGGCAGCGGGGGCUCGGGUCAGCUCUGGGCGCGGAGAGCCGGGGAGCGCUGAGGGGGAGGAGCGUGUCGGAGCCGGAGGGAGUGGCCGGGGCGGUGAGGGGGAGUCUGUGGCCACACACAGUACGAACAGGUCCCAGUACGAACCUCUGGACCUGUCCCGCAGACCCGACUGGUUGGUGUCGUCUCAGGCUGCCUCAGCCCACAACAACAGACCUCUCGGGGAAGUGACUGGGUUACUCCAGCCGCACAGCCCUGGGAGUAAUGGUUCCCCCUCCUCCAGUACUAACAGGCUGCAGGCGCCCACUGGGCAGCACCUGGCCCAGUCUGACUGGUCAGAGCUCGGAUCUGGCACCGGUGGUGACCUGGCGACGCCCACAGAGCUGGAGGACCCGCGCAGCUACGACUCCUCAGCUCCGGACCCAGACGGUGCGCCUGACAACCCUGUGUCUGACAGCACGGAGGGACACGAGAGACCCAACAAGCGGAGGAGGAGAAAACACUGCAGUGAGGAGGUGGCACAGAGGAGGGCUGACUGCCUGCAGGGGUGUCCCGAGGAGACGCAGGAGCAGUGGAGCAGGUCUGUCAUCCGGACUCUCCUCUCUCCGGCGCCGCUGAGGAGGCCGAGGCAGACCUCACGCCAGCAGCCCCCCAGGGACCUCCUCUCAGUCCUGCAGUCCUCCGUUAGACACAACCAGAUGCUCCUCAACGGCCCUGCGGCCAGCUUCAACGGCGGAGGCCUCAAGGAGGGAGCAGAGAUAUUGGGUGGGAAGCCUUUCCAGUGCAAAUACUGCCCCUACAGUGCCACCCAGAAGGGCAACCUGAAAACCCAUGUCCUGUGUGUUCAUCGCCGGCCCUUUGACAGCAGCCUGUACCCUGACAGACGUCUGAGGCGGCCCCAUGCCAACCCGGUCCUGACCCAGCAAGGCUCCACAGGCUCCUCCUACUUCCCCAAAAGCAUGGGCCUGGAAAAGGCUGCUAGGUCCACGCACUCUGGGAGAGAUCUUAUCAUGACAUCAACGUGUGGGACUUGAUGUUGUUGUAGCAGCAGCAUAUGGACAUCUAUAAAUAAGUGAUAAGUUGUUUAGUUUCUUGUGUUGAGGAUGACAGAUGGAGAAUAGGGGGCUGUGUUGUUGGAGAACGAGUUGGAAAACAUGAAGAAAAAAACUUUCAGUGUGAAAAAUAUAUUUAUCUGUAAGGAACCAACUGCCUAUAAUAAAGUGUAUUGUGGUAUGUGGCGU
Messenger RNA from Esox lucius (northern pike), 3608 nucleotides. Its product is annotated as zinc finger protein 536. Lineage: Eukaryota; Metazoa; Chordata; Actinopteri; Esociformes; Esocidae. Gene Ontology annotation, molecular function: DNA-binding transcription factor activity, RNA polymerase II-specific; RNA polymerase II cis-regulatory region sequence-specific DNA binding. Gene Ontology annotation, biological process: regulation of DNA-templated transcription. The transcript is spliced from 4 exons. Gene Ontology annotation, cellular component: nucleus. The record is from RefSeq and is a predicted model, not a curated record. The coding region runs from base 366 to 3401 and encodes 1011 amino acids.